This is a messenger RNA of Hirsutella rhossiliensis, 1086 nucleotides long. RefSeq names its product phosphoglucose isomerase domain-containing protein. Gene Ontology annotation, cellular component: cytosol. The record is from RefSeq and is a predicted model, not a curated record. Lineage: Eukaryota; Fungi; Ascomycota; Sordariomycetes; Hypocreales; Ophiocordycipitaceae. The transcript has 6 exons. Gene Ontology annotation, molecular function: carbohydrate derivative binding; monosaccharide binding; glucose-6-phosphate isomerase activity. The coding region runs from base 1 to 1086 and encodes 361 amino acids. Gene Ontology annotation, biological process: glucose 6-phosphate metabolic process; gluconeogenesis; glycolytic process.
AUGGCUCCCGCAAACACGCUCCCCGCCUGGGCUGAGCUUCAGGCCCAUCGCGACAACGUGGGCAAGAACUUUGUCCUCAAGGACGCCUUUGCCUCUGACUCGGACCGCUUCGACCGCUUCUCUCGCACGUUUUCCUCGGACGACGUCUCGGCCGACAUCCUUUUUGACUUUAGCAAGAACUUCCUGACCGAGGACACGCUCAACCUUCUCAUCAAGCUCGCCGAGCAGAUCAACUUUACGGAGAACCGUGCCGUCUUCCACCCGGCCCUGCGCAACGUCAGCGGUGUCGAGAUGAAGGUCGACGGCCAGGAUGUCAUGAACUGCCCCGGCGGCGUCAACGACGUCCUCAAGCACAUGAAGGAGUUCUCCGGCCAGCACUCAGACCCGGAGACGACUCUCUUCCUCGUCGCCUCAAAGACCUUUACCACGGCUGAGACGACGACCAACGCAAACACGGCCAAGGCCUGCUGGGUCGGCGGCCGCUACUCGGUUUGGAGCGCCAUUGGCCUCAGCGUCGCCAUCUACGUCGGCUUCGAGAAUUUCCACAAGUUCCUCAGCGGUGCCCAUGCCAUGGACCAGCACUUCCGCAAGACUCCCAUCAAGGACAACAUUCCUAUCCUCGGCGGCCUGCUCAGCGUCUGGUACUCGGACUUUUUCCAGGCCCAGACUCACCUCGUUGCGCCGUUCGACCAGUAUCUCCAUCGCUUUCCGGCCUAUCUGCAGCAGCUCUCCAUGGAGUCAAACGGCAAGUCAAUCUCGUCUGACGGAUCGUCGGUCAAGUACACAACUGGCCCCAUUCUUUUUGGCGAGCCCUGCACCAACGCCCAACACUCCUUCUUCCAGCUUGUGCACCAGGGCACCAAGCUGAUCCCCACCGACUUCAUCCUCGCCGCCCAGUCGCACAACCCCAUGGCCCACAACCUCCACCAGAUGCUCGCUUCCAACUACUUCGCGCAGGCCGAGGCCCUUAUGGUUGGCAAGACUGACGACCAGGUCAAGGCGGAAGGAACCGCGAGCGACCUCGUGCCCCAUAAGCGCUUCCUCGGCAACCGCCCGACGACGUCGAUCCUCGUCGGGGCUCCAUAG